Molecule: messenger RNA, 4884 nt
Organism: Drosophila serrata
Lineage: Eukaryota; Metazoa; Arthropoda; Insecta; Diptera; Drosophilidae
Gene: rho-5
Product: rhomboid-5
Biological process (GO): regulation of protein secretion; regulation of epidermal growth factor receptor signaling pathway
Cellular component (GO): endoplasmic reticulum membrane
Molecular function (GO): serine-type endopeptidase activity
Source: RefSeq, a predicted model, not a curated record
GCUGUGUACAUAUGCAUUGGUGUUUUUUUUGUAUUAAAUUGUUGGAAAAAUAUGGAUUAAUCAAUGGCGUUUUCAAUUUUUUACUUAAAACAAUACACAAAAUAUAACAAUGGAAAAUAACGAAAGUUAACGUGAAUCAAAUACGCUGAGAUUAAGGGGUUUUCUCGCCAUGGAGUUGUGUGUACAUGCAGGCGGAAAAUCGAUUAAAAUAAUUUUCGGCCUGUCAACAGAGUUAAACAAAAUAAGAAUGAAUUGAAGAAAUCGUUAAAUGUACCAAUAAAUAUUCUAAAUCGGAAAAUAUAACUAUUCUCCGACUAUGAAUCCAAAUGGAGCUGACCUGGGUCACAACAAUAGGCGGAAUGACAAGGUCAAUCCCGACGGCGUCCAUCCCUCCUCGUUGCGGGGCAGCAGCAACGCUAGCUCUACCCGCCGGAAGUCCAUCAACUUCCAGAAUCAACUGCAGCUGGCGUUGGAGUCCAACGAGUGCGAUGUGAUGUACUGCAGCCUGUCGUCGGGUCGCUUCCGAGCGCCUCCGGCGGGCAAUGAGGGCUUCCCGCCACAUGCAGGCAAGCUGAAGCUCUCGCCGCUGGAAAAGUACGAUGAUGUGAAUAGGGGCGUACCGCCGCCAUCUCCGGCCCCCAACAGCGACUGCUUUGCCACCAGCUGUGUGGCCAGUCAGGUGCCGUCGCAGUCGUGCAACGUGGGCUCAAAGGUGGAGCAACCUCCGGUGGUGAGCCAGAAACAUGGAAUGGCCGGAGCGAGCAACGUGAACUACCACCAUCAGCGAGGUGUCUCGCCAAACUCUAGAUACAGGUUGGAGCGCUAUCGGGAGUCGCAGCAGCAAACGCCGCAGGCGAAGAUGAUGGAGAAUCUGGGCGGUAUGCCCUCGGCUGUGCCACUGCCCUCGGUCUCCUCCACGCGCCUCCUACUGCCUUCCAAUGUACCCUUGCCGCUGGCCCAGUGCGAUAACUACAAUGCCUAUCUGGGAUCCACGGUACACACGCCGGUUAAGCGAUAUGUGCCCACACCGCCGCCAGCCGGCGAUCUAUAUGCCGAUCUUACCAUGUCGUCGUCUUCGCCAGCGGGCAAUCUCCCCACUCCCGCAGCAUCCGCAUCCGGGUCCGGAUCCACGGCGCAAUCACAGUACGCCAAUAUGCCGUACAGCUAUCGCACCAAGUGCUGCCACAGUGAGACCUCGCACGGCAGCCUUAGUCGGACCUCGCAGACGUACAUCGGCAAUGUGAGCUGCUCUCCGGCCGCAGCCUGCACCUCGCCAUCGCCGGCACCCUCCUCGACCAUGUCGAUGGUCUUGUCGGCGGCUAGCUCUUGUUCGCCGAUAACCACUGCCAAUAAUCUAGUCCAGCGCGGCGACCAAGCGCUGAUGUCUCGACACCGGGGCGGUGGCGAGGAUGGCAGCGACUCCAUGGUAGUUGUGGCACCCGGAGGAGCUGCCUCUGGGGCCCAGAUCGAGGACAACCCGUCGGGGACGUGCCUGCACUGCAACACGGUGCGUCGAACCACAGGCGUGCAUCAGACCACUCAGACGACGGGACCCAUUAGUCCGGUGCCCAUAUCCCUGCCCGUGCCCAUGCCCAUUCCGGUGAUUUCGAGCCUCAAUGAGCAGAUGCAGCAGAAUGCCGGCAUGGAUCAGUCCAGCAACAGCAGCAUGGUGUCCGUGCCCGUGCAGGCGAAGCGGCACGAUGCAGUGCAGCUUCAGGCACCCGGUUCCGGAUCCGGGUCCAACCAACACCAGCAGAUGUACCGUAGCCAGAUGGUGAGCAAUCCGCGUCUGCAGCACAUCCACCACCAGACGCAGCAGCACCAGUCGCUGCAGGUACUCCCACAGCCGCAGCUGCAUCAUUUGUCCUGCAAGAAGCGACUCGGUAUCUACCUGCGGCGCACCACCUCACAGUUCUUUGGCGUGGAGCCGAGCACAGAGGCGGCCGACUGUGCCCUCUGGCAGGGACGUCACCGCCGGCUUGCAAUCCGCUGCUUCGGGAUGUUCGACACCGAAUUGGAGUACCACAUGCAGCAGGCCGGCGGCGAGGACAUGCAGGGAAAUGGAAAUGGCAGCGGCGGGAAUGGCAAUGGCAAUGGGAAUGGCUAUGCCCCCGAUCGCCCAGACAUCCUGCCCGUCCAGGAUGCCCUUGGCAUGGACAUGACGCUGGGCGGUGAUAACCGGCGGCAGAAGUGCUACACCAAUCGUGAUUUUCUUGCCGGGGAGUUCGUGGAGCGUAAGGCAUCGGUGGGCUACAUGUUCGUGGCUAUGGUCAGCUACUUGGUGCACAUGUUCAACAAACGACGGCCCAUCCAGAUGCAUCGAGUGCGCUGUCCUUGGCAAUGGUCGCGCAGCUUUGCCCCGCUCCACGUCACCACCCAGCAGGCGGACGCCGACUGCUUGACGGAUGGUUUGGAGGCUAUCAUCGAGGACGAGGUUUUCUUUGAUAGUCCCUGCGAGAUAACGGCCAACGGGCUGAACGAAGAGGGUUCCGAGAUCGGGGGCGGCGGCAGACAGGCGUCGUCUGCUGUCAAGUCACGACCUUGCACAGGUGAUCCAUCCGCAGGGGGCGGCAAUAUGGGAGUGGGGGUCAGUGUCUACAUGGCGGAACGUCAGCAGAAUGGCUGGAGAACCUCUGCGUUGAACAACGGCGGAAAUGCCAGCAGUGAUAUCAACCUAACCGGCGGCAACGGCGGCGACCAAGCCUCCCAUCCGCCGGGUGGCGGCCACAUACCGCUUUGCAGCUCCGUUUCCAGCCAAAUGCAGCCGGCAAUGCGCACCUCGCACUCCACCACCUCGACAUGCAAUCGGGGCAACCGGAUAACAGCCCAGCUGCUCGACGGCGUUCUGGAGAACUCGCGACGCCCUCCACUGCGUUGCAUCAAGUAUUUCUCGGUCAAUGAUCUGGACGACCGCACCGACCAUCGGCCCUUUUUCACCUACUGGAUCAAUACGGUGCAGGUCGUGGUGCUCAUACUAUCUAUCAUUUGCUACGGAGUCGCGCCUAUUGGCAUCGGAUCGGAGCAGAAGACGGGCCAGGUGCUGGUGACCAGUCUCAGUCUGCAGACGGUGCAGCAUGUAGAGCAGCGCAACCUGUGGAUUGGUCCCAGGAAUAUCGAUCUGGUGCACAUGGGGGCCAAGUUUGCCGCCUGCAUGCGACGGGAUGUCAAGAUUACAGAGGUGGUCACAAAAACGAGGCGCCACGAAAGGGAGACGGCCUGUUGCAUUCGCAACGAUGAUUCGGGAUGCGUGCAGAGCUCUCAGGCGGAGUGCUCCAUAAGGGGUCUCUUUCCAACGAAAUCGAUAUCGACCUGGAAGAAAUGGUCUCCGAGCGAGUCGGGACCGGGAGGUCGAAUAUCCGGGUCUGUCUGCGGAUUGGACCCCAAAUUCUGUGAUGCUCCAGCAUCGAUUGCGCCCUAUGAAUGGCCCGACGAUAUUACCAAGUGGCCCAUAUGCCGGAAAACCAAUUCGUUUACCCAACGAUAUCGGUACAAGGAUCACACCUCGGAACACAUGGUUUGCGAGGUCAUUGGACAUCCAUGUUGCACGGGCCUCUAUGGAGAGUGCCGGAUAACGACCCGCGAGUACUGUGACUUUAUAAAGGGGUAUUUCCAUGAGGAAGCAUCGCUGUGCUCUCAGAUAUCCUGUCUGAAUAAUGUGUGUGGCAUGUUCCCAUUCAUAUCCGUUGAGACGCCGGAUCAGCUCUACAGACUGCUCACAUCGCUAUGCAUGCACGCCGGCAUUCUUCAUCUGGCCAUAACUCUAAUCUUCCAGCACCUGUUCCUGGCGGACUUGGAGCGGUUGAUUGGAACAGUCCGUACUGCCAUUGUCUAUAUAAUGUCGGGCUUUGCCGGAAAUCUAACAAGCGCCAUUCUUGUGCCACAUCGCCCCGAGGUUGGACCCUCGGCCUCUCUCAGCGGAGUGGUGGCCUCACUGAUCGCUUUGCUGAUAUGGAUGCACUGGAAGUAUCUGCACAAGCCCCACAUCGCCCUGUUCAAGCUGCUGCUCCUGUGCAGCGUGCUAGUUGGGAUCGGAACCCUGCCUUAUCAGCUGAACUUCCUGGGAUUGCUGGCUGGCGUGAUUUGUGGCUGCCUUUUGACCGUGUCCCUAGUGCCAUUUACCACAUUCUCGAAAUAUGGGCGCAAGAAAAAGAUAAAUCUAAUUUGGACUUGCGUUUUGUUUCAUGUCAUCGUUUACACUGCAAUGAUCGUGACAUUUUAUAUUCACCCAAGUGAAUUUCAUUCAAUUAGUUUUGUAGAUAUGUUUAGUAAUAACAACGGAUACGAGAAUUUCACCAACGGUGAACACCAUGGCGUUGAUAUUGUAAGCAGUAAUACUCGAUACUCCCAGACCCAGAACUCCCAGUACUAUUAUCAUCAUCAUUCCGAUGACAUUAUUAGGAAGAGCGUAACAUUCACCGAAAAGGCUCUCGUUUCGCACAUUUUGUAUCCCGCUGCGGCAUCGCGAAAACAAAGCGCCUCUCAAGAACAAUGGCAGGAAGUAGAGUUUAGUCGUUCGUUUAAUCACCUUUCAAACUAUAGUGAUCGAAUUAAGAAAAGUAUUGGAAAUAUAUCAAAGCUUAAGCAAGUGUUCACUUCACCCAUUCGAUUCUCCAACAAAAACAACAACAACAACUCUAAUCUUAUGACUGAAUUAACAUCGGUGCACUCCGAAAAUAAUAACCAAAAAUACUUAGGUUAUACCAAUAAUGAUAAUAAUAAUACUGAAUUCAAUGUCCUUUAAUAUUUUACAUAUUAAUCGAAUCGAAACCAUUCUCAUGACAACAAAAAUUUGACAAGUUUGAGUGCACAAAAUAGAUAACAAUUAUAUGAAUAAUGAUGCAUUAAAUGUCUAUUUAUGUAUGUAUAAUCCGGAACUUCAAAUGA